AUGUCCUGCCCACAUAUCGGUGCAACGUCUGCACUUCUGAAGGCCAUACACCCGAGUUGGAGUAGUGCUGCUAUGAGAUCUGCUCUGAUAACCUCAGCGGAACUGAAUAACAAUUUAGGCAAGCCAAUAACUGAUGCGUUCGGUAAGCCGGCAGAUCCUUUCCAAUUCGGAUCGGGUCAUUUUAGGCCAACGAAAGCAGCUGAUCCUGGACUCGUGUAUGAUGCAUCAUACAUGGACUAUCUUCUUUUCCUCUGCAGCAUUGGGAUUAAGAACUUGGAUUCUUCGGUCAAGUGUCCUAUAAAGCCACCCUCUCCUUCUAAUCUCAAUUAUCCGUCCCUCGCCAUUCCCAAACUCAAUGGCACCUCUACUGUCGAGCGAAGAGUCACAAAUGUUGGUAGCAGUAAGAGUGUCUAUUUUGUCAAAGUUAAACCACCACCGGGAUUCUCCGUGACGAUCUCACCUUCAAUUUUAUUCUUUAAUCAUAUUGGCCAGAGGAAGACAUUCACCAUCACAGUAAAAGCAAACAGGGUAAACAAAGGCAUGGGGAAAGACAAGUACGCAUUUGGAUGGUAUACAUGGUUUGAUGGAAUCCACAAUGUCCAAAGUCCCAUUGCAGUUUCAGUCGCAUAG
Molecule: messenger RNA, 630 nt
Organism: Fraxinus pennsylvanica
Lineage: Eukaryota; Viridiplantae; Streptophyta; Magnoliopsida; Lamiales; Oleaceae
Source: the annotation of a GenBank genome assembly